UUUAAAUUUGUUAAAAGAAUAAUAUAAUUAAUAUGAAUGUUAUACGCAACGAUAAUGCGGCUCCUGUGAGAGGAAAAGUUAAAGGAAGAGGACGAGGAAAAUUAGGAGAAAUGACGACCAAUGUUUUACCUAAAUAUCGCUUUGACUUUGGAAUUAGAAAACCAUUGGUCGAACUAUGCCCCACAAAUUCAAAUACUGUAAAAACGAAUGUGCAUCGAAAUAUAAAAAGUGCAUCCACUUCAUCAUUUCUUCCAAGUUCAACUCGUAGGGGAAGUAUUGGAUCAAAUACUUCAAGAACUCCAGGAAGUUAUACAUCAACAGAAUCUUGCAUCAUACUCGCUGUAACAUCUGGCCGUGGAGAAGCAAGAGGAGAAGUAGGAAUAGCUGCAAUGGAUAUUCACCAUUCGCAUUUAAUUCUUUGUCAAAUGAGUGAUUAUCAGACAUACAUAAAUACAUUGACAAAGAUUUAUAUAUUUAAUCCAAUUGAGAUUUUAAUGCCAGAUACGAUGUGCAACGAAACCAAAAAUAGAAAUAAAUUGUAUUUUUCUAUCAAAGAAAAAUUUCCUAAUUUAUGUAUCACUGCGGUAUCAAGAAUUCAUUUUAAUGAAUCUGUCGGUUUGGAUCGUGUAAAAACACAUUGUGCAAAAGAAUAUUCGACAGUGGAAUUAUUUUUGAAACAAAAAUAUUACGCGUUAGCAGCAGCCGCAGCUUUAUUAAAAUAUAUCGAAUUUAUUCAACAUAUCGUUUAUGCACCAAAAUCAAUCAGAAUUGAGUUCCAAGGUUCACCCAAUACCACAGUAAUAGAUAUAGAAAGUGCACAAAGUUUAGAAUUAGUUGUGUCACAAUGUGGUCAACAAAAUGCUAGCCUUUUAAGUUCAAUGGAUCAUUGCGUUACCCCAAUGGGUAGAAGACUUUUAAGAGCAUCUAUUUUACAACCUCUUUGCAAUGAAGAAAUAAUUAUAGAACGUCAAAAUAGUGUUACUGAGUUAGUUUCUAAUCGUACAUUAUGCAAUCUCGUUCAGCCUUUUGUAAGAAGAUUAUAUGGUGCUGAUCGUCUUUUGAGUCUUUCUAUGAUGACUUUACAAAACAAUACUGUACAAAAUGCAGAAAGAAAUUUAAAUUAUGUUCUUUUAUUAAAAAAUUCUCUUGAAAUUGUACCAGAAUUACGAGAAGCACUUGAAAGUGGUCGUGCUUCAUUUUUUGUUAAAGUUCGAAAAAAUUUGGAGAAUUCACAAUUUGAAAUAAUGAAAAAUAAAAUUUUACAAAUAAUACAUUCUGAUGCAAGAUCCCUGAUUGGGUAUACGUCAUCAAACAUGCAACGAUGUUUCGCAAUUAAGCCAGGAAUUAAUGAUUUGUUGGAUAUUGCACGACAAACUUAUUGUGAACUUAUAAAUGAUAUGAAAAAUCUUGUCGAAAACUUAGCGAUACAAUAUAAAUUGAAUUUAUCAUUGGAAUGCAAUUCAUCUUUAGGAUUUUAUAUAUUAGCCGAAGUAUCUCGACAAAUGGAUUUCAAACCAUCCAAUUUACCAUCGGAAUUUGUUCAAGUACAAAAAAAUAAGAACACUUAUUCUAUGACGACAAACAAAUUAUUAGUAUUGAGUCAUCAAUGUAAAAUUGCCUGUGAAGAUCUUCACAUAAUGAGCAACGCGAUUUUGAAUGAUUUACUUGUGAACAUUCGUGAACACAUUGGUUGCCUUUAUCAACUGAGUGCUGACGUUGCAGAAUUAGAUUUAGUUAUUUCUUUAUCUCAUAUAAGUUCAUCUCCUGAAUACGUAAAACCAAUAUUUGGACCAAGAUUAGAACUAAUAGAUUCGUUACAUCCCAUAAUGGCAGUAUUCGGAACAGAACGACCUGUACCGAACGAUGUGCAUGCAUCAAUACCUUAUAAUCUUCAUACAAUAAUUGGUCCAAAUAUGAGUGGCAAAUCUAUUUAUUUAAAACAAAUUGUUUUAUUACAUAUCAUGGCACAGAUUGGUUGCUAUGUUCCAGCAAGAAAAGCAGAAUUUCGAAUUACUGAUCGUAUAUUUUGUAGAAUAUGUUUUCGUGAUGACAUUGAAUGCAAUGCUUCAACAUUUGUUGUUGAGAUGAAAGAAGCACAAUAUAUACUACAAUCAAUUACUUCUAAAUCAUUAGUGAUCUUAGACGAACUUUGCAGAGGUACAACCGUUGAAGAAGGUUCUUCUAUUUCAUGGGCGAUAUGUGAACGACUUUUGAUUACCACAGCGUUUACUUUCAGUGCUACACAUUUUCGUUAUCUCACCAAAUUAGCUGAAAUAUAUUACAACGUUACAAACCAUUGCUUCAAGACUGAAACUAAAUUUACUGAAGGUUUAAACGAAGCACGAUUAGUAUACACACAUAAAUUAAUGGUUGGUGUAACUCCCAUAGACAAUUAUGGUAUUGCAUUAGCCGAAGUAUCAGGUCUCCCUGUUUCCAUUACUACCAAAGCUCGAGAUUAUGCACAAAAAGAAGUUACUAAGAUGAAGAGAGAUGAUUAUUUUACCGAACCAAAUUCAUGGGAGAAGACGUGUUACGAUCGUGUCGCAGCAAUGUAUAAACUCAUAGAAAAUAAUGAAUUCAAUCGUAAAAAUAUCGUCGGACUUAUACACGAGCUUGAUGUUUGUUAUACUGCUGAAUUUAAAAAAAUGCAACAGGAAGAAAAAGCUUUAUGCGAAGCUUUAGAAAGUUUCGAAUCGACUCAAUUAGUUCAACAGAUUCAACCCACUACUCAACCGGCUCAUCAUUUAAAUUGGGAUGAUGUAGAAAUGUCUUCUAAUAAUCAAUUGAACGAUACUGCAGCUAAUUAUUUUGACAUGAAUUCAACCGUUAGGAUGGAAACUAAUGAAACAGAAGAAAUUAACACGAGACGAAAUUUAAAUAAACAAUUUUUAGAUAUUGUUGAUGAAAAUCAACAAAAUUCAUUUGGAGGGCAAUCAUGGUUCAUAAAAGAUACCGAUUUAAAAACACUUAAUCAAAAUCCAAGCUUUGUUACACGUUCACCACACUCGUCUCCAUUUAAAAUUAAUGAAACUAAUAAUCAAAUAACAACUAUGAUGAAUACCACUUCAAAAUUAUUUUUUACUUCGGAUGAAUUAUUAAAAAAGCAAAUGGAUUUAAAUACUUCUAUAAAAAGUGUACCAACACUUUUCAAAUUUGACCCUCAAAAUAAUGUCGAUAAAAAAGAUUCCGUGUCUACCGAAACCAUGUCGGUAAUGUCACCGAUCAUUUCUUUUAGAUGUUCACAAAUUUCGCAAUUUCCAAAUUAUCCUUUAAUGGAAUCAGAAGUUGAUGUUUCUUUAACAAAUGCAACAACAUUGACAGAUUUUACAGGAAUUAAUACUACUCGUGACAGAGAAAUAAAUAUUUUUAAU
Messenger RNA from Polistes dominula (European paper wasp), 3371 nucleotides. RefSeq names its product mutS protein homolog 4. Lineage: Eukaryota; Metazoa; Arthropoda; Insecta; Hymenoptera; Vespidae. Gene Ontology annotation, molecular function: ATP-dependent DNA damage sensor activity; ATP binding; mismatched DNA binding. Gene Ontology annotation, biological process: reciprocal meiotic recombination; mismatch repair. The record is from RefSeq and is a predicted model, not a curated record. Gene Ontology annotation, cellular component: nucleus.